UGACUGCAGGAGCUGCAAUCCCCGUCCCACCACCAGCCUGGUCCCUGUUUACAGGCCGUGUAAACACAGGCCGGGGCCGGGGGGGUGAGUUCUGGACAGGCGGCCACUGGGUUUCCUGGAGUGAAGAAGUCUGAGAAUACUGCCUAAGACUAAGCUCGACACCCGAUGAUUUCCUCCAUUCUGUCCAGUUUCUUGCCGUUUUUGCGAAGAGCACCAACACUGUCCGUGCUACGAUGGAACUCAGCAAAGGAAUUUCUUGAUAUCAAGCCUACUACUUUGUUGUAUUUGAUUGCCGAGAAAAAGGGCUUUGUGGACCUGCCUGCUGUGGUUGAAGAUGAUUUAAAUGAACAGUUUGUCCGAGGACAUGGCCCAGGAGGUCAGGCGACCAACAAGACCAAUAACUGUGUUGUGCUCAAGCAUGUUCCCUCUGGAAUUGUAGUGAAGUGCCAUCAAACCAGGUCGGUGGAUCAGAACAGAAAAAUUGCCAGAUCAAUUUUGCAAGAAAAACUAGAUGUCUAUUAUAAAGGAAUAAACAGUGAAGUUGUGAAGGAAAGAAAAGAACAACAGUGGAAAAAACAAGAGAAAAAAAGGAAAGCAAAAGACAAUUUGGAAAGAAAAAAACAAUUUAAAGACCUUUUAAAAGAAUCUCCAGAUGCCACUUAGCUAAAGCAUCAUAAUAAAGUGAUUUCUUUAUAAACA
Molecule: messenger RNA, 699 nt
Organism: Amblyraja radiata (thorny skate)
Lineage: Eukaryota; Metazoa; Chordata; Chondrichthyes; Rajiformes; Rajidae
Gene: mtrfr
Product: mitochondrial translation release factor in rescue
Exons: 3
Coding region: 166-663 (165 amino acids)
Biological process (GO): translational termination
Cellular component (GO): mitochondrion
Molecular function (GO): translation release factor activity
Source: RefSeq, a predicted model, not a curated record